This is a messenger RNA of Prionailurus viverrinus (fishing cat), 2508 nucleotides long. RefSeq names its product regulator of calcineurin 1 (gene RCAN1). Gene Ontology annotation, biological process: calcium-mediated signaling. Gene Ontology annotation, cellular component: nucleus; cytoplasm. Gene Ontology annotation, molecular function: calcium-dependent protein serine/threonine phosphatase regulator activity; nucleic acid binding. The record is from RefSeq and is a predicted model, not a curated record. The transcript has 4 exons. NCBI's taxonomy places the organism in Eukaryota, Metazoa, Chordata, Mammalia, Carnivora, Felidae. The coding region runs from base 160 to 909 and encodes 249 amino acids.
CGGCGCGCGGAGGCCGCGUCCGGGGGAGCCGUGGUGACCGCCGCCGGCUGAGACGAGAGCCCGAGGGGGUUAACCGCCGAGUCGGCGCGCGGGAGAGCGCGAGGGGCGCGCGCACGAGCCCGGCUCAGCCGACGGGAGCGCGCGGGCUCGGGCGCGGGGAUGGAGGACGCCGUGGCCGGGCCCCGGCUCCGGGCGGCGGCCGAGGCGGCCGAGGCGCGAGCGCAGCCGGGGGUGACGCUGCGGCCCUUCGCGCAGUUCUCGGGGGCGGCCGAGGCCGACGAGGGCGGCGGCGACUGGAGCUUCAUCGACUGCGAGAUGGAAGAGGUGGACCUGCAGGACCUGCCCAGCGCCACCAUCGCCUGCCACCUGGACCCGCGCGUGUUCGUGGACGGCCUGUGCCGGGCCAAAUUUGAAUCCCUCUUUAGGACAUACGACAAGGAUAUCACCUUUCAGUAUUUUAAGAGCUUCAAACGGGUCAGAAUAAACUUCAGCAACCCCUUAUCUGCGGCGGACGCCAGACUCCAGCUGCAUAAGACUGAAUUUCUUGGAAAGGAAAUGAAAUUAUAUUUUGCCCAGACGUUACACAUAGGAAGUUCCCACCUGGCCCCCCCGAAUCCGGACAAGCAGUUUCUGAUCUCUCCUCCUGCCUCGCCGCCCGUUGGCUGGAAACAAGUGGAAGACGCUACUCCUGUCAUAAAUUACGAUCUGUUAUACGCUAUCUCCAAGCUAGGGCCAGGGGAAAAGUAUGAAUUGCACGCAGCGACCGACACCACCCCCAGCGUGGUGGUCCACGUCUGUGAGAGCGAUCAGGAGAACGAGGAGGAGGAGGAGACGGAAAGAAUGAAGAGACCCAAACCAAAAAUUAUCCAGACCAGAAGGCCAGAGUAUACGCCUCUCCACUUAAGCUGAACUGGCGCCCGGAGGGAGAAGUAUUCCGAAUCACACUCACGGAGAGGAAUCUUUUUCUGUGCAAGUGGCCGCUCACGACUGGGGAGGUGGCAGCCGUGAUCGCUGCGGCAGAAAUUCCAGUUCGCGUUGCUCAGAAGAGAAUCAAGGCUUUGUCCUCUGGUUCUAAUGCUGGGCAUCCGUCAAUGUUCAUGGCUUCCGGGAAUGUCCUGGGCCAAUCCCUGAAGUUUAAGGUGAUCGCACGAGGACAUUUGGGCACGUCUCGAGAAAACCGAUAACCGAUCGUGUUUUGUACUUGUUCUUUUCUGGUAGGUUCUGUCUUUUGUCGAGGGCGGCUUGAUCCCCGGGUGUGGGGAGAACCCUCUGUUUCCAACCAGCCCACGGGGCAGACUCUCUCUACUGGUAGGAAAAGGCACCGCGAAGCCACAAAGCGUCCGGUGCAGAAAGGCUGUGGAAACAACAGUGCAGUGUGGGAAUUGUAGUGUUUCAUUUUUCUCCCCGUCACGUUCUAAUGUUUGUGCAUGUAUAUUACGGAUUUUCAGAACUAACCUCUGUUUGUGUAUAGUUACGCCAUUGUUGUGUUAACAUCUUUUGGGAAGAUGGGAAAGCUUGAACAACCGAUCGCCUUUCCAGACUCCUGAUUCUCUGCGACAGCACUCACACGUGGAAUGCACCUGGAAUACGUUCAUUGAGCAUCCUAUCCGUUGCAACAUAGCCCCUGUGCUUUGGCAAAAGAAGUCGAUCUGAAAUUCCCACGUAGAGUUUCACUUCGUAAAGUGCAGAGAACAGCAGUGUCACUGCCAGCAUUUAGUGGGUGAGAAAUUUUAGGUUAGGUGUUUGGGGUCAGACAUCGGUUCCAUUUAUUUCUUUUCCGUGGUGGUUUGUACACAUGAAUCGUAGCCGAAAUACCUUCCUGGGGGAACCGUUGGUGGAGAUAGUUGAUUUUUGUUUUUUUAACGCCACUAAAACGUCGAGGUAAACCUGUAAAUAAAGCCGAUAGCAUAUUUUCAUUCCCAUUUGUACACUCGGGUGAAAAACACGGCCGUGGAAUCGUAGUGUUAGAAUAUUACCCUACCUGUGACUUGUAUGUUGUAGAAAACGCUGUUAAAUGUCGGACAGGACUUGAAUUCAAAGCAUGUCAAGUGGAUAGUAAAUAUGUGGUGGAAUGCUAGGGACGCAGUGCCUUUUCCCCCAUUGAUUCCUGAUGGAAUUGUUACACUAGGUUAACGUCUGUAAUUUUUUUCUGGUCGUCAUGUGUGUGUCUGGUAAAUAGGUAUUCUAUUUUGGCCUUACAACACCCUAACGAAAUUUGUCCUUUGGAAAUCCCUAACGCCCAGUGACAGUGCAUGCUUUGGAGAUUUGGAAGGUGGUUUUCUUUAAGAAGCAAAUGCAUUAGGUUGUCCGUAUCAAGAAAUUGACGGGAUGUUCUCAAAACCCUGUUUACAGUCCUUGGUGAGGUGUUGGGGGGCCGUGAGGGAGAGACCAUUGCCUAGCUGUUCAAGUGUUCCUGGCUAAGUGCUUUUAAACUGGAGAGGCUAACCUCAAAAUAUUUUUUUUAACUGCAGUCUAUAAUAAAUCAACACAAUAUCCUCUUUACGGAAA